This is a messenger RNA of Pleuronectes platessa (European plaice), 1068 nucleotides long. RefSeq names its product GMP reductase 1-like. The transcript has 8 exons. Lineage: Eukaryota; Metazoa; Chordata; Actinopteri; Pleuronectiformes; Pleuronectidae. Gene Ontology annotation, molecular function: GMP reductase activity. Gene Ontology annotation, cellular component: GMP reductase complex. Bases 1 to 1068 code for a protein of 355 amino acids. The record is from RefSeq and is a predicted model, not a curated record. Gene Ontology annotation, biological process: nucleotide metabolic process.
AUGGAGGAGAACAACACACGCCGGUGCUGGAGUGAGCGUGAGAGGCGGAAAGGAGCGGACACCCGGCGGCCCCUGCGUGUUCUCCGGUACCGGAUCCGUGUAUCUGUGCGCCCGGCGAACAACAAACGACUGCGCGUGGACCUUCAGAGGACCUACACAUUCCGCAACUCCAAGCAGACGUACACCGGCAUCCCUGUCAUCGCCGCCAACAUGGACACCACAGGGACGUUUGAGAUGGCGCAGGUCCUCAGCCAACACACCCUCUUCACAACCAUUCACAAACACUACUCCGUAGAGGAAUGGAAGAACUUUGCUGCUGCUCAUCCAGAAUGCAUGGAGCAUUUAGCGGCCAGCUCCGGCAGCAGCAACAUAGACCUGGAGAAGCUGUGUGCCAUCGUGGAAGCCGUCCCCACCCUCAAGUACAUCUGUCUGGACGUGGCCAACGGCUACUCCGAGUACUUUGUGGAGUUUGUGAAGACGGUCAGAGGGAAGUUCCCCAAACACACCAUCAUGGCCGGUAACGUGGUAACAGGGGAGAUGGUGGAGGAGCUCAUCCUCUCCGGGGCCGACAUCAUCAAAGUGGGCAUCGGGCCAGGUUCUGUGUGCACGACGAGGAUCAAGACCGGAGUGGGUUACCCACAGCUCAGUGCUGUCAUAGAGUGUGCAGACUCAGCCCAUGGACUGAAAGGACACAUCAUCUCUGUAAGUACAAAAACCAAGUAUUAUUGGGCCGGGGCCGACUUUGUGAUGAUGGGGGGAAUGCUCGCCGGCCACGACCAGUGCAACGGGGAGGUCAUCGAGAAGAAUGGCAAGAAGUACAAACUCUUCUACGGCAUGAGCUCCGACACGGCCAUGAAGAAGUACGUGGGCGGGGUCGCUGAGUACAGGGCAUCUGAGGGGAGGACGGUGGAGGUGCCGUACAGGGGAGACGUGGAGAACACCAUCCGUGAUGUGCUGGGGGGGCUGCGCUCCACCUGCACCUACGUGGGCGCCGCCAAGCUGAAAGAGCUCAGCAGGAGAACCACCUUCAUCCGUGUCACACAACAGUCAAGCCACAUGUUCACUUAG